AUGGGCAUAUAGCUAAAAGUUCUUUUUUUGUUAUUUUAAGUGAUAUUAUAAUAUUAGUGUAUUUUAACACACACACAAAUAAGAAAUACUGUAUUUUUUUUAUGAAGUUAACUUUUAAUCCCUAGUAGUUGGGAUUAAGGCGAGAAAGAAGAAGAGUAAGUUAACUUUUAAAUUAAAAAUAUACUUAAAAUGUUAUCUAUAAUAAAAGUUACAGUUUCAAGUUAUAUAAAGACAAUUUUAUUUUAUUAGUUGUAUUCUGUGGAUUUUAACUUCAAAAUGCUUUGUUGAUUGUAAAAUAAGCGCAAAAGUUUAUGAAAAAUAUUUGUCAGAAGUAUUGGAUCAUAUGAGUAAACAAGAUGGAUGGUGUAUUAUGUGUCAUUUACAGAUAAAGUAUGACUCCUCUACUGAUAUAUGUAUUAAUAUUAAGGACGUUUUUAUUCGAGGGAAUGGUAUGAAUUUAGCAAAAAGAUUCGAAACUAUUAUUCAUAUAUUAAAUUACAUGUACGCAGAAGUCAUCAAAACAUUUAUUGAUCAUAUUCGCAUUAUAAUCAAACAAUGUCAAGAUUAUAAUUACAUCAACCGGGAUGUGAAAAAUUUUAUCGAAGGAAAAGCUCACGAGACUUACCAAAAUAUUAAGAAGAAAAAUAGUUUAAUUGUUUACGAUAAUCAACCAAAGUUCUUACUUAAAGAGAAUUUAAAACAAUAUGAAGCACAACAAUAUAAAAACAUGGAUUUAAGUCAUUUUUUAAGUGAUUGUCUAAACGAAUAUUAUGCAGAAACUUCUAAAUAUCUGUAUAAAAAUCUUGGAUUUGAAAAAGUUUUAGAAUUUAAAAAAAAAGGUAAUUUCAGAAUCCCAAUUGAAUCAAACAUUAAUCAAAACAAAGGAAUCAAUUUAAUAAAUACAAUUACUAAAGAAAGUGGAUGGGUAUCAUUGAAACAUAUUAAUGUUGAAUUUAAUGAUCAAAUUAUAAGUGGAGACCGUAUUCUCAGGGACCCAGUUAAUAAACUAAAUUUUCAUUGUAAAAGACUACAUAUAAUAAGAUUGAUCAAAUGCAUUUAUACAGAAGUAAUAUUCAAGUAUAACAAAUAUGUAUGUGAUAUUUUAAAUUUAUGUGGAUCUGAUUAUACAUAUUUUAACUUAGUGCGUCAAUUUUUCGACACAAUUCAUAAGACAGAUAAAAUGCUCGAUAUAAUGAUUAGAACAUUAGUUUCUUUAAAUACAUUAAUAGGAGAAUAUGAUCAUGAUAGCUCACAUUCGAAUAUAAAAGGUUUAUAUUCAUUAAUUACACACUUAUCCAAGGAAAUAAAAUUUGGAAAUUAUUCACUGGAUGAUUUGGAUAGUAAAAGUGAUGUCAGCAAAAAGGAAAUAGCAAGAUCAUACAUAAAAAAAUUCUCAGAUUUUCGAAGUAAAAUAUUUGACAAUAGAUUAAAAGUAUUCCACAAGAAACAAUGUCCAUCCCAAAAUAUAUUGUCAAAUAUUGUCAUACAUGAAUUUCCAUUUUUGAAAAACACUGAUUCAGUUGAUAACACUCGUUUUACUGAAUUGAUGAUUGAGGAAAUUGUUUUAUCUUUUUGUAACCAACUUAUUGAAUUUUCUGAAAAUGUUAUAAAAUCUUUCUACGAAGAUUUGGGUUUAAAUAAAUUAAAUUAA
Molecule: messenger RNA, 1651 nt
Organism: Daktulosphaira vitifoliae (grape phylloxera)
Lineage: Eukaryota; Metazoa; Arthropoda; Insecta; Hemiptera; Phylloxeridae
Exons: 4
Coding region: 344-1651 (435 amino acids)
Source: RefSeq, a predicted model, not a curated record